UUGUUGAAUUAAUGCAUUUAUACAUUUAUUAAAAUCGAACUGUUUUUAAAAGCUUUUAACUCUGAUCAACUACAUAGAAGAACAUUUUGGAUACAAGUUUAGUACGUAUAAUCCACCACAGAAAGAGACUGAAAAUAAAUAUGGACGAGCCGACGAGUAUUGUUAGAGAAAAUUGUGUGUCAUUAAAGACAAAAGACGACACUAGUGGAACAAAUCGUUACAGAACUUAUAUAUGCAGUACGAAACAAACCUUCGAUACAAACGAAAAUAGUUCACACAAAGGACAUGCGUAUAAAGUUAAAUGGAAUGGCCAACGUCGGGAGAAUUACAGCGAUACGGUAGGACUAACUGACAAGGAACUUGUAUUUAAGGAUAUGAACACCCGUCCAACUCAUAAGUAUAUUUCAAAGUCGGGCGAUGCUCGAACGAACAGGGGUAUCUUAAAGAACGCUGAUGAGAAUAAUCAAUAUAGACCAACAACUGUUGGAUCUAGCAGAGAAACCAACAUCAUCGUUCCUAGAUGGCAGUCCAUGGAAAGUCAGAAAUAUAACUUAAAGAUAAAUGGAUUUGUUCCUUCAGAUGCCACCAAAGUCGGUAUCAGCAGGAAAGAUGUCACAGAACAAAGAAGUAUACAGCUGCCUGGAACACAGUUACCGUCAUUAAGUCUAGAAGGCGAUGAGCGCCGAAUAAAGAGCCACUGGGCAGGAAUAAAAACAGUGAUGAAGGAUAAAAUUCCAGAAACUGGAGACGUAUAUACUUAUUUUAAUCGUAUGAACGUGAAAAGGAGAAGUAAAACAGAUUCAUCUUCGUCUAUAGACAGUGAUAAACUCGAAGUAGGAACGUCACUUGGGAGAAGUUUGUCUCCGAAGAAUGCGAUAUAUGAUGAAUUCCAUUCAGACUCGAGCGAGGAUACACCCAGUCCAAAACAUCUCUCCAUCUCCGACAGCGAAGAGUGUGAUACUGACCUGGAAAUCGAUAAGAACUUCGGUAAAGGGUCUUCGAGAAAAGACAUACCUCCAUAUCUUCCAGAUAUCAUACCAUCGUCAGAUAUUAACAUUGGUAAAACAGUAUAUAUUAGAGAGUGUGAGAAAUGGAAUACUUCUCCACAAAGGCACGUGCUUAAUAGUUUGCCGGAGCGAUCGCUGACCUUGAGGAACAGAUCUCUAGGAACCAAUGCCGUACCACCCAUAUGCUCUGCACUAAGGGAUAAUUUACGUGUUGAGAAGUUAAAUCUGGACGGUGUUGAUAUCACAGACGAUGGCAUACAACAUUUAGCAGAAAUGUUAAUAGAUAACAUUACAAUAACACAUCUUAAUGUAGCCAACAACAAUCUUGGAGUACGUGGUGCACAAGUACUGGGCCAUGUCCUAGUUGUUACAGGAAACAUUACCCAUCUUAAUAUAUCGGGUAAUAAAUUAGAUGAGAAUGCUUCGUGGUAUUUGACUUCAGGAAUUGGUAGCAACGAAAGUAUAACACAUUUAGACAUAAGUUACAACGACUUAGGAGAGCAAGCAGGAGUACUUCUGGGAGCAGCCUUAGGUACUGUACAUUUAUUGAUUUAAAUUCUAAUUAUAUUAGAUUUGAUCAAUUUAGAGAAUAAUAUGUCUGUUUAAGAUAGACCCAGAUGUUCU
Molecule: messenger RNA, 1631 nt
Organism: Mercenaria mercenaria
Lineage: Eukaryota; Metazoa; Mollusca; Bivalvia; Venerida; Veneridae
Exons: 6
Coding region: 141-1562 (473 amino acids)
Molecular function (GO): protein binding
Source: RefSeq, a predicted model, not a curated record